CACGUUCAGUCAGUCAGUCAGUCACUCGGUCGGUCGGACCAGUCCAGUCUCCAGUCAGUUAGCUAGACAUUCCACCAUCAAAAAGGAUCAGUAUUACAGCAGUGUGAUGAAAAUUUGGUGUUUUUACCGUGGUGGAAUGAGAUCCGACUAGGAUUGCGUUUUUCGUGGGAUUUCGUGUUUGAUAUUGGAGGAUUUCAAUCUUUCGACAGGAGUGAUGUGUUCAAUCGGCUGAUGUGGACUGGAAGUAAUGGCCAAUGGGGACAUUUGUCGAUUUGUUGGGCUGGGCGACCCAGCAGCAGCAGCAGCAUCUGUAAUGUGGACUGUGUCAUAAUGGUGAAAAAAUUUGCGUGAAUCACGGUGGGCCAAUAUCAGGGCAGUCGAACGCGAUGCGAUAAAUUGAAAACAGUUCCUGUGCAGAAGAUAUUGAUUGUGUGAAAAACGGACGAUUUUCGGCUCCCCUUGCCCCCCUUGUUGGGUUGUUCCAUCAUUCUACCUUUCGGUUGAUCCCCCUGGCACCCAGUGUUACUUACCACCUCAUCGAAUAGCAGCUGGCUUCUGAUUUGAGAGAGCGGGAGAGGCAACCCUGGUGGCUGCGAUAGAUGCGACGACGAGAGUACCAGCAUCGAAUCGUACCGACGAGAGACUGAGUUCCACGGGAGAGAAAGGACGACUCACGAGGUGCGACAAAGCAGAGAACCGUGCAAAUUUUCUCGGGAAAACAGCACACGUGUGUAGGUAUGUGCUAGUGUGAGUUUGUAUGCGGUAUGAAUCAGUGAUUUUCCUCACGAACCGGUUCGAAGGAGAUUGUCCUCAGCCUCUCGCGAUUCACGAGGACGACGACGGUUCGCCUGUUUUUGGCUGACUCUUCGCUUACUGCUCUGCUGGAGUGGUGUGUAACUGUUUAGGGCGGUUCCGCAGACUGGUGACUUUGCUCUGCUCCGUUGCAGAAGUGAUUCUUAAUUUUCUAGAUUGAACUAGUAGAAAACUGGCCUGAAAUGGUGCUUAAAAGAUGGUUAAAGUGUUGAACAUUUCUGAAGAUGUGGUGAUUUGAGCAGGACUACAGUACAGAACGUACAAAAGCUCCAAGUCUGUGAAGUGGGUCGUCGCACCAGGACGAAGAAAAUCUGUGAGGAUCGUGUAUAAAACGAGUAACGACACCGUUCGCUUUGAAUUAAGCACUGCAAAAUAAUAAAAGAAAACAGCUGAACGAAAACGAAGAGAAACGAACUCACAGUUGAAAUCGCCAGAAUCGCGUCUAUGAAAGAGUGAAAAAAUUGUCCCCUUCCCCUUACUAGAGCCAGUCAGUUUGAAAACAAUAGAUAGUACGGUAGCUAUUCAAAUCCCUUCGAAGCAGACGAUAUGAAAAUUGUGAUCUAGUGAAGUGUGCGAGAAAUAAUUCAAAACUAGACAACGUGCAUCCAAGAAAAAAGUAGGUUAAAGAGUGAACACAAAAAAGAAAAACAGAACCAAGUGCUCGUUUCGAUUGUUGGGUUGAUCAAAACUUCAAAGAAUUUUUCAGCAAGCAUAGGAAGUGUGUGAAUAUUAACCACAAACAUACAUAGGCUCAUCACUCGCGUAACAUAACGAUACGAUAGUGCAGUGGAAAUAGUGGAAAACACGAAAAAGAGAAACUGGUACUGUAUAUCUCAGUGGUUGAGCGUGGAAAUUAACCGAGUUACAUAUUUUGGUGACGCUGCUACCCAUGGAACGUUGAAAGUUAGUUAUCAACGACAAAAGAGGACGAGCGAGCAAAAACAAGUGUCGGCAGCCGCAUUGUGAAUCCGGUCAAAUUCCUUGGCCGUUGAUGUUGCAUUCAAAGUCACUCCAAUCAAAGAGUGCAACAGCCGGAAAUUGCUAGAGCGCAACAUUCACUGGAUGGAGGAAGGAGCUCCAGGAAACGCCACCCUCGGAGAAUGACGAAAACUGUUUGAAAGCAUUUUUUCGCCCUUUCAUCAUCUCUCCUCCUUGCAGCUGUUGCUGUAGCUGUUGAGUUGUCAGAACCAGUCGACGAGGAAUAUACCGGCAGGACAGGCAACCAUCACAAAUAUAUACUUUACGGUCAAGCACGUUGGACUGGGCCGGGCUUCAUGAGAAAUACGGACGGAAGUGUAGUGUUGAAAGUGUUGUGCUUGGAUCGUCGUCUUGGGGAAGUGAGGUCCGAGGUCGCCAAGAGGUGCGGGGUUUCUUCGGGCAAUUUCUAAAAGUGUGCGGAAUGGAAAAGCAGCAUUGCUGAGGGAAAUUGUGAAUAAACAGAGCAGUGGUGCGCCUUUGGUGAAGAAUAAACGCUCGAAGCUGUUUGCCGGUGGAAAAAUUCAAACAUUGAAUUAGGUGAUUAAGCGAAAGUGCGGUCUGUGUAGUUGAUCGAAUUCUAUUCUCGUAGGAAUCUCUCGUUAGUGAAAGUGACUGGGUCAAUCGUUGUUGUGUUUUUUUUAUUUGAAAUUCAUCUAUCCGAAAUUGUCGUCUGCAUCACUCACCGGGCCCUUGUGAAGAAGGACCAUUCUUCUCAUCAGCAGGAGCAGCGCAAUUUUUAACAUUAUUGGUGGAGGCUCGAAAUGGCUGGAUUGUCUAUUAAGCCGGCCGUCUCCAUGUUAUGGCGGCAAACGGCGACCCUUCGAUGAUCUCUCCUCCGUCUUCCAUCUCGAACGGCCCGGAGCCACAGUUACCGCCGUUGCCACCGCCGUUACGUUCGACACAAGUUCUUCAGCCGCUGUCCGUGUUUCCAGAUUAUUUCACCCGCAUUCCAGUUACAACCUUGAGUCAGGAAGCUACGUAUGAGUAUGUCUUUGGAGGGCCCCUGGACUCGCACGCCCUGUCAUCAACGCUUAAGCUGACCUCACCUCCAAUACGACUGCGCCCAGACGUCUACCGUUCCCAAUCGAUCGACUCGCAGCGCAGCAGUGGCGUAGAUGAUGGGAGAUCGUCAUCCGCUCAGCACUCACAGCAUCACCGUUCAUCCCGUGCGAGUUCACUUAAGCGAUCAGGAUACGUAGGAAACGACGGAACCGCUUCUAUUGGCUCCCGGAAGAGCAAUCGUAGCGAUGGGGAGGACGAGGACUCACUGCGUCAAUUGCUUAUCGAGUUGCAGAAGCAGGUCAGCGUGAUGAGUAUGAAUCUGUCGGCUAAGUUAGAUGAUCUGCAGAGGGGUGACCGGCACUUCGAGACCACGGUCGCCCUCUGCGAGAUCCGAACGCAACUGCAGGAGCUUACCAAAUCGGUGGAGAGCUGCCAGACCGAGGUCUCGGAGGUGAAACGUGAUAUGGUACAAAUCAAGCAUGAGCUGGAUACCGUGCAACAGGUGAAGGAGGAGAUCGAAGAGUUGCGGGAGUAUGUGGACCGGCUGGAGGAACACACGCACCGGCGAAAAUUACGCCUGCUGGAGCAAGGUCUCACGUUCUUCCUGACGUAUGCCAUCUUUGCGGCAGUCCUCGGGAUGCUUCAGUUCGGUUACAACACCGGCGUCAUCAAUGCUCCCGAGGUGAACAUCGAGAACUUCAUGAAAGAUGUCUACAAAGACCGCUACGGCGAAGACAUCAGCGAGGAGUUCAUCCAGCAGCUCUACUCGGUGGCCGUGUCGAUCUUCGCCAUCGGUGGUAUGCUCGGUGGCUUCAGCGGGGGAUGGAUGGCCAAUCGGUUCGGGAGGAAGGGCGGUUUGCUGCUCAACAACGUGCUCGGUAUCACGGGUGCAUGCCUGAUGGGAUUCACGAAAAUGAGUCAUUCCUAUGAAAUUUUAUUCCUCGGAAGAUUUAUAAUUGGUGUCAAUUGUGGCUUAAACACAUCAUUAGUACCAAUGUAUAUAUCUGAAAUUGCUCCAUUAAAUUUAAGAGGUGGUUUAGGUACCGUUAACCAAUUGGCUGUGACCGUAGGAUUAUUAUUAUCACAAGUACUGGGUAUAGAACAAAUUUUAGGAACAAAUGAUGGCUGGCCCGUGCUGUUAGGGCUCGCCAUCUGUCCAGCUUUAUUACAAUUAAUACUCUUACCUAUUUGUCCCGAGUCACCUAGAUAUUUACUAAUUACGAAACAGUGGGAGGAAGAAGCGCGGAAAGCCCUGCGACGGUUAAGGGCGUCCAAUCAGGUAGAGGAAGACAUCGAAGAGAUGCGUGCCGAGGAGCGAGCGCAACAAUCGGAGAGCAGCAUAUCGACGAUCGAACUGAUAUGCUCUCCAACGUUGCGGGCGCCUCUCAUCAUCGGAAUUGUGAUGCAGCUGAGUCAGCAGUUUAGUGGAAUUAACGCCGUAUUCUACUACUCAACGUCGCUCUUCAUGAGCUCAGGUCUAACGGAGGAAAGUGCUAAAUUUGCCACAAUAGGAAUCGGUGCAAUAAUGGUUGUGAUGACACUCGUAUCAAUACCACUAAUGGAUAGAACCGGUCGACGAACACUGCAUUUAUACGGAUUAGGUGGAAUGUUUAUAUUUUCAAUAUUCAUAACGAUAUCAUUUUUAAUAAAGGAGUUUUUUGGUUACGUGCAGGAAAUGAUCGACUGGAUGUCCUACCUGUCUGUGGUGUCAACGCUGGCGUUCGUGGUGUUCUUCGCCGUCGGGCCGGGCUCGAUUCCGUGGAUGAUUACUGCCGAGCUGUUCAGCCAGGGGCCGCGGCCAAGCGCGAUGGCCAUCGCGGUGCUCGUCAACUGGAUGGCGAACUUCGUUGUUGGAAUUGGUUUCCCAAGUUUAAAGACUGCCUUGGAAAAUUAUACAUUCCUACCGUUUAGUGUAUUUUUAGCAAUAUUUUGGAUAUUUACAUACAAAAAGGUUCCUGAGACCAAAAACAAAACGUUCGAAGAAAUUUUAGCUCUAUUUAGGCACGGGAAUGGAAGAAAUCUUCGUGAUAGUAGACUGUACGGGAGUAUGCUAAACUGCGUAAAUAACCUGGAGCCGCAGAGUAUGAACUCGGGCAUCGAACGUGCCGCGCUGAUGAUCUCCGAGGAAAAGACCCAGCACGACUCACUGUUCGGAACUACGGGAACGCUGGACGGUGAGAUGGGGCCUUAUCCGGUAGGGGACGGCAACCUGCUGGGGCCCACUUCGCGGGUAUUUGGCACGACGGGAACACUGGAUGGAGAGAUGGGCCCAUAUCCGGUUGGCGAUAGCACUAACCUCCUGGGGACGCAGUACUUUAGCACCGGGUAUGGCACCGAAGCCCUGACAAUCGGUUCCGGCCGGCUCAACUACGGAACGACGGGACCAACCGUGGUUAGUACAACUUGUUCACCGAUGCCAAAACGAAGGACACCCGGUGUAGGCCGGAGAGCACCCCUGGGGGCUGGUGGGGGAGGAGGCGGUGAUGGCCACGAAACAGGUGGCGGAUGUUCCAACGGCAGUGGGAUUGCCCCCCGGGAUAGCUUUCGUCGGCAUUCGGCCCACGGACGGAUAGUGUGUUCAGCUGCAUCCGAGCGUUGUUCCGAAAACGCAAGAAACACUCAAAUGCGAACUGCUACCUGUGCGCCCCAUCACCAUCAUCAGCAAGUACCUGUCUGCCAGAACACAGGGCCUUGACUGAAGAGCAC
Molecule: messenger RNA, 5499 nt
Organism: Aedes aegypti (yellow fever mosquito)
Lineage: Eukaryota; Metazoa; Arthropoda; Insecta; Diptera; Culicidae
Gene: Glut1
Product: glucose transporter type 1
Exons: 22
Coding region: 2591-5488 (965 amino acids)
Biological process (GO): monosaccharide transmembrane transport
Cellular component (GO): membrane
Molecular function (GO): hexose transmembrane transporter activity
Source: RefSeq, a predicted model, not a curated record